Prunus armeniaca (apricot) is the source of this 402-nucleotide messenger RNA. NCBI's taxonomy places the organism in Eukaryota, Viridiplantae, Streptophyta, Magnoliopsida, Rosales, Rosaceae. The record is from the annotation of a GenBank genome assembly.
AUGUUAUUCAGCAGCUACGCAAGCACUAAAAAACUGGAUUUGCUGAGAAGCUUGGGUGCUGAUUUGGCUAUUGAUUACACCAAGGAUAACUUUGAAGACCUGCCUGAGAAAUUUGAUGUGGUAUAUGAUGCAGUUGGGCAGUCUGACAGGGCAGUGAAGGCAGUGAAAGAAAACGGGAAGGUUGUAACAAUCUUUGGUUCAGUAACGCCACCAGCGCUCACAUUUGUGCUGACUUCAACUGGGACUAUAUUGGAGAAGCUGAAGCCAUACUUGGAGAGUGGGAAGGUGAAGCCAGUGCUUGAUCCCACAAGCCCAUAUCCCUUUUCUAAGACUGUUGAAGCAUUUGCCUACCUUGAAACCUCCAGAGCUACAGGAAAGGUCGUUGUGCAUCCCAUCCCUUAA